Phycodurus eques (leafy seadragon) is the source of this 867-nucleotide messenger RNA. It is a transcript of the gene en1b, whose product is annotated as engrailed homeobox 1b. Bases 1 to 867 code for a protein of 288 amino acids. Gene Ontology annotation, biological process: multicellular organism development; regulation of transcription by RNA polymerase II; neuron differentiation. The record is from RefSeq and is a predicted model, not a curated record. NCBI's taxonomy places the organism in Eukaryota, Metazoa, Chordata, Actinopteri, Syngnathiformes, Syngnathidae. The transcript is spliced from 2 exons. Gene Ontology annotation, cellular component: nucleus. Gene Ontology annotation, molecular function: DNA-binding transcription factor activity, RNA polymerase II-specific; RNA polymerase II cis-regulatory region sequence-specific DNA binding.
AUGGAAGAGCCAAAGGAGCCCACCGGCGGCCGGGACUCGACCGAGGACGAGAGCGUGUCCCUGUCACCCAACCUGCCAUCCCCCGCCAUCAUCCUCCCGCACCAGGCCGCCCAGCAGGCUCACAGAACCACCAACUUUUUUAUCGACAACAUCCUGCGGCCAGACUUCGGCUGCAAAAAGGAGCCGGGCUGCCGCGAGCGGAACCAGACGGCGGGCAGAGAAAACAUCAACCCGCUGGCGGCGAGGCCGCACGCCGGCAGCCUCUGCUUGGACUCCAACUGCAGCAGCGACAGCGCCUCGUCGUCGCCGUCCUCGUCCUCGUCCUCGUCGUCCUCGUCGUCCUCGUCGUCGCCCUCGUCCAAGCAGAACUCGGCCAAACAAGCCGAAGCGGCGAGCAACGGCGGCGGCAGAUACGCAGACAGCCCCUCGGCGAUCGUGGUGAUGAACGGCGGCAACGGAGCGUCGCAGCCGGCGCAGAAGGAGCAGCCCGGCAUGCUGUGGCCAGCCUGGGUGUACUGCACGCGCUACUCGGACCGGCCCUCAUCUGGGCCGAGGACACGCAAACUGAAGAAGAAGAAGAGCAGCAAGGAGGACAAGCGGCCCAGGACGGCGUUCACGGCCGAGCAGCUGCAGAGACUGAAAGCCGAGUUCCAGGCCAACCGCUACAUCACGGAGCAGCGAAGACAGUCGCUGGCCCAGGAACUCAACCUGAACGAGUCCCAGAUCAAAAUCUGGUUCCAGAACAAGCGGGCCAAGAUCAAAAAGGCCACGGGCUACAAGAACGGCCUGGCGCUUCAGCUCAUGGCCCAAGGACUGUACAACCACUCGACCACCACCGUGCAGGACGAGAAGGAGGACAGCGAGUAG